CAAUGGCUUCAGAGCUUACAAUCUUGCACUUGCUCGAAGUCCCGAAGUAGGUGGCACGAGACGAGGUGGUAACUGAAACCUCACUCUGUUUUUCCGGAAUCUCACAGAGACAGCGCUCGAUCCCAUGGCAGCUUCCAAGGUCCAAGCUUUCUGGAACCACCCCGCAGGCCCUAAAACAAUUCACUUCUGGGCUCCAACUUUUAAAUGGGGUAUUAGCAUAGCAAAUAUUGCUGAUUUCUCAAAGCCACCGGAGACGCUGUCUUAUCCUCAGCAACUAGCUGUUACAUGCACUGGACUUAUUUGGUCUCGUUACAGUAUGGUGAUUACUCCGAAAAACUGGAAUCUGUUUAGUGUCAAUGUUGCAAUGGCUGGGACAGGCUUGUAUCAACUUUCCCGCAAAAUCACGCACGACUACUCUUCCGACACUGAAACAGCUGUAGCAAAAGAGUAAAUCACAAACCUUUCAGCAGGUACAUGGUUCAUGCUGCAAGCUUUUCUAUAUGUGAAAUAUAUGAAAGAACCUGUGCAUCCGCUUGUAGUUUCGGUUAUCUUUAGCUUGUAAUUUUGGACCGAAUAUUUUCAAUCGCCUACCUAAGAAUUAAUUUUAUCUUUGAUGGACUUAAUGUCCAGAAGUUUUUCGGA
Messenger RNA from Pyrus x bretschneideri (Chinese white pear), 642 nucleotides. RefSeq names its product mitochondrial pyruvate carrier 4. The record is from RefSeq and is a predicted model, not a curated record. Gene Ontology annotation, cellular component: mitochondrial inner membrane. Bases 125 to 451 code for a protein of 108 amino acids. Gene Ontology annotation, biological process: pyruvate import into mitochondria. NCBI's taxonomy places the organism in Eukaryota, Viridiplantae, Streptophyta, Magnoliopsida, Rosales, Rosaceae. The transcript is spliced from 5 exons.